AUGUCAAUCUUACAAGACCGCUUACUCAGAGUGUCAAAUGCUGUAAUUAUCUCAUUGAACACACUUUUAGACUGUCGAGAGAAACGAUCAAUUCCUGAUUACAAAUCUGUUAUUUCUAACUUGAUAGACUGCAUUGCUCUUAUUGGGCAUGUUCAUAAAGAACUUUCGUUCAAAGGAAGAGACCAGAUCCGACCAAGUCUGACAAAUAAAUUCAAACCAGCAUGCUCUCGUAACAAUAAAAUAAAGAAAUCACUUUUUGGUGAUGACCUCUCUAAAGUCUUACAGGACUUAAGAGCAACAAGCAAGGUUGUGAAUAACUUCUUAACACAUAUGCCUAACAGAGACACAUAUGCCUAA
Messenger RNA from Paramuricea clavata, 357 nucleotides. Lineage: Eukaryota; Metazoa; Cnidaria; Anthozoa; Malacalcyonacea; Plexauridae. The record is from the annotation of a GenBank genome assembly.